Echinostoma caproni is the source of this 1614-nucleotide messenger RNA. NCBI's taxonomy places the organism in Eukaryota, Metazoa, Platyhelminthes, Trematoda, Plagiorchiida, Echinostomatidae. The record is from the annotation of a GenBank genome assembly.
AUGUUUCUGCUUCAGCUAAUUUGCCCUCUAGUGGAUCCAUUUUUGGCGAACGGUAAACCAGCGUUCUUCCUCCUGGAUCCCGGUUUACUUCGCUGUCUAAUCGCAUUCGGACCCCGCCAGCUGUGGUCGCCUCCCAUUGUCAGUACGGAUUGCACUGGCCAUUCAGCGUUCGCCACGUUGCUCAAUUCGCGUGGUCUAAUUCCGCUUGUGUUGAAUGAGCUCAGUGCAGUUCUACAGCCCGUACCCGAUCGUUGGCCCGGUUUAUCGACUUUAACAAUGGUUCAACUGGAUCGGUGGCAGAUUUUAGCGGUCGGACUAACUGCAUUCCGGACUCGUAUUCUGUUCAACAGACUUACCCGCGCAGUCAUCAGUUUGGAUGCGGAUUUAUAUCUGCUCGCCACGGAACGUGUUUUUGGUGCUGUCUCGGAAGACGCCAAGCUGAAACAUCUGUCCACGAACGCUGUAACUGAUGUUCCGCAUCCAUUGUGGUUUUGGUGGCAUCAUUUGGUCACCAAAGCAUUGCAACCACAAUCUUGGGAAUCUUGGCUCGUUGCAAAACCUGUGUCAACCUGUGCCCCAUUACAGGGAUCCAAUUUUAAUGUACCUUCAAAACAAGACGAGUUUUCGGCUCAAGCCAUGCCUACCACAGAUGAUGUAUCUGAAAAGACCACUACGCAACCCGAGAUCCGUUUUUCAACUCAAGAAGUGACUGCUUUGAUUCCUUGUGAAGGGGCUGGAGUGCAACCAGUAGUGGACUGGACACGCUUGGCGGUCGGAGAAAUGACCACCACAGAAAUGGAAGUUAUGGCUCGUUUCGAAGCCGACGUGUCCAGACGUGUCAGCGGAACCGUGGAUCCGGUGAGUGCAAUGUCGCAAUCGGAGUUGGAAGAUGAAGAGAUUACGGAUCGACAACCGCGUGAUGAGAUAGAUAUCCUCAGUUCACGUCACCUGGUGAUAAAUAGAAGCAUGAACAUGACUUCUAGCCCGGUUGGUGAUACCAUAUGUGUGGAGGCAGAGAUAUGCAACCAAUCUUCGUGUCCCAUAGAACUUGAUAACCCACAACCCCCAUCUUCACAUAUCAUCAAUACGAUGGAGUCUGGUUCAGGUUUAGUAGAAACUUCGGGCUGUGAUAAUGGGGUCUCCCCUCGCUGCCCGCUGUCAUACAAACAAGACGAACAUCAUCCUGACGGUACCAAGCAACAAGAUUUGGCAUUAAGUGUAAUCCGCUGUCUGGAUCGGGCGUGGUCUAUGUGCUGUGAACCGCUGACACAGUUACGACUGCGUAGUCUGGGCCGAGUUCGAAAGUCGACCUCUUCAUUUUGUUCACCUACACGCAACUGUUAUGCCUGCGAACAUUCGGGAGAUCACGGAGACAGCUCACUAUCGGAUGACCUCAGAGACGAAUUUAAUCUAGCCCAGUUUCGUUUAAGCCCGCAGUUGAUUGGCCUGCUCAAACCACCGUUGUGGUUGAUCAACAGUUUGAUGACACAUCCCUGUGUUCGUAUGCGCGAAGCGGUUAGUAUUAAUCCUCCUUUUUCAAGUUUUGGGUUUCUUUGUUGUUGCUUAUAUCGGUCAUAUGCUUUAUUCAUUGUUACAUCAGCUAUGGUAUCAUGA